AUGGUGGACGAGCUUCCACCAGUACUGUCUGGAGUUGGCACAACGGACUCGGUACCGCGUGUAAACGAGCACGAGCCUACAAGUCCUUCUGUGGAUUUUGAAGGGCAAGAGAUGCUACUGGAGCCGGGAACCUCCACGAUCAACGAUGAAAGUAAUUCAGCUCUGUUCUGUGGUGCGGGCGACCCUAAAGAAUUACAAGCCGAGCCGAGGGAUUCUAGGGACAGGACGGGAAUAGUAUCGAGACAACUUAUCACUCCGCAACAACAACAACAACUGGGAAUAUCUACCUGCAGUAGAAAGAGUUUGGAGCAAAAGAUAAGUAUUCUAGAGGCAACCAUAGCUACUCAGAAGAAGGAAAUCAUUCUACUACAAAGGCAGCUUCAGUCUAGGUCGACGGGGGCGACUGACCAUCGUCUUGCAAAUGCUCUAAAAGAGAUUGCUGCCCUGAAGGAGGCAUUAAAUCAUGCAAAUGGGAAAGCUGAAAGUGAGCGCGAACCUGCAGCUUUGCAGAUGCAGGCUACGAUUGAGAGGCUCUCCACCGAAAGAAAUGAGUUGAUGAACUGCUUGCGGAAGCAAAACAAACUAAUAGAGGCGUUAAAACGGCAAAAAGUACACCUGGAAUCGGCUACACUCCUCAAUAUAAUGGAAAAAGAGAUUGAAAAAUACUUUGAAUUAGCUCGAUGA
This is a messenger RNA of Trypanosoma brucei brucei TREU927, 684 nucleotides long. RefSeq lists its product as hypothetical. The record is from RefSeq and is a predicted model, not a curated record. Lineage: Eukaryota; Euglenozoa; Kinetoplastea; Trypanosomatida; Trypanosomatidae. The transcript has a single exon. Bases 1 to 684 code for a protein of 227 amino acids.